AUGACUGAGGAGGAGGAGGAUGACAAUGAUACUGACCAGGAUGUAGAUGUACCACCUGAUAUUGAUGAUGAUAAUGAUGAUGAUGAGAAAGAAGGAGAUGAUUCCAUCGGUCCACCAUUGAAUAGUUAUUUAGAGGAGGAAGGACUGCAGAGAACAGCAGAAACGUUUCAGGAAGAAUGUAGUGAUGCGAAAAAGGAUCCUUUAUCACAAUAUUCUUCUCUGAAGACAAUAUUGGAGGAGUAUACUGGAAUAAAGGAAACAGCAAGAGAUCCUGACAGUGAUCCUGCUAAGGUUAUAACAUCCCUCUGGAAAAAGUUAGAUGUUGUUGUUGGACAGCUUAAGUAUCAUACUAUCCCUGAAAGUAAGGUUCCAAGAGUUAAACAAAGGACAAAUAGAAGAUGUGCCUUCAAUCUACAAACAGCAAGACCUGUGUCCAGCCACCUAAACACAACAGCAAACAGCAAACAUAAGAAAAAUCCUUCACAGAACAAACAAGACUUUGUAUCCAUUUCAAAUGGAAGUCACCAUGUUUUUCCAAGUGCAACAGCUACUGACUCACCAAGGGUACCAUCUACUCCAGYGACAGCCAGUAUUGACCUGACACUGUCUCCUAGUUCAAGGAAUAACCCAGGGCACAUCGUGUCCAGUACCUCACUUGAGAAGCAACAGCCCCAAAAGAAUAUUGACAAUUCUGGACGUAAUGUACCAAGUGGCCAACCACUUCAAAGCUAUUCUGGUCACCAACAAAUGUCAAAACAACACAACACUUCAAUUUCAACUUUUUCAAAUGAUUUCAGACAAGAAUGUUCUCUUACUACAACUGUGCAAACUCCAAGUUCAGGCUCACUUGUAUGUACGUGUUCAGAUAAUUCCGACUCCACAGAAGUCCCUUUGAUUGACGUUGUCGGCAAUAGAACUACAUCUCCAUUGAAGGCAAAUAAUGAUACUGUGAUGCAAGAAAGUAGUGCAAUUGAUAGACAUUAUGACACGGUUAGCAACAAAAUCGAGAUACUUUCCAAGUCACCCAAGAGGAAAGGGAUAGCUCAGGUAGACCCUGAUCCUGGUGUGCCGGCAGACAACACUUUUGACCUCCAGCAGUUGUUGGAUGGUGGUAACCUUGACAUUGAUGCUGCUAUGCCACUCCUUCUAGACACAUUCCUCAGCACUCCUUCACUGCAGGAGAAACUGGCAGAAAAUAUCAACAAAGUUGUUGGCAGUACAAAACAAAAUGAGGCUGCAACAGAAGUGCUGUCAGAUUCCAGUCAAGUGCCUUCAAGUAAAGGUGAUGAUGCAGCUUCCAAUCAUCAUGAUGAUCCACAAGUUCCAGUGGAUGACAUAUUAAACUUGAUGGAAGCAGAUCCAGCAUUUGACRCUCUUUUCGAUUUACUUUCAACAGAUGCAGUCAAAACAGCAAGUCCAGCCAAGAGUUCUCAAGCUGUUGCAACAUGUACUUCCUAUUCUGAACCAGUGUCUAGUGGAUGUCCUACUGUCACUGCUUGUUCUUCUGUAGAGCCUGUAUCUACCUGGAGUACUACCAGCACUACACAUUCCUCAUCCCCUGAUAACAAUGUUUCAGCAAUAUCAACAGUUACAGAAUCACUCCUGUUACUUGCCAGUAGCCCAUCAAAGUGUGUAACAUCCACAUCAACUACAUCUUCUCUGGAUAAUCUACAUCCUAUUUCACCAAAAGAAGUCACACCUGAAUUUGUACAUAAACAGCACAAAGAAAACCCAUUGAUUGGUUCCUGUGUGGAUGGUGAGUUAGAUUCAGGAUUAGGUGGUCCAGGACAUGUGCGAUCACUUCAGUUUCUAGAUCAACRACCAACGGCACCCAUAGGGAAACCUAAGAAAUCCAAGCCUGCAAAGCAAAAGAGGAAUGUUUCAAAAACGACAUCAAWUAAAGCUGGUAGACAGAGAAUGAAGACGCUGAACAGCCAAAAUUGUCAAGUUGGUGAGCUGUUGCAGGGGACGAAUCCGCAGGAGACAUCGGCAGGGAACAUACCUGGUGUUGCUGCUGGAGAACCAGUUAACCUGUCAACAAUUGAUCUCUCAGCUGUCAAAUUACUUCAGUCGUUUGCUUCCUUGCAUUCAAAUGGCAAUGGGAAUGGAAUGGGAACGGGAACUGGAGUGAAAAAAUCCCAGGGAAGUAGCAUGGUUCAGUUGUUACAAGAUGCAGCAAUUCAUCAACAAGUACGAGGGGUGUCGACUGUCAAUCAAAAACAGACAGUUGGUGCUUCACAGAGUUUAUCACAGAAGGAAUUAAUCCCAAGAAGUCUGCAAACAUUAGCUCCAUCUAUUGCAUUAUCUUCAUCAUCAUCUAAUGCCAGUAAAGGUAUAGAUCAAGUGAAAAGUGUGAAUAUAUCACAGCAAAGUGUACCUCUAAGACUGAUUGCACCUGCACCAUCAGUAAAUCACCAAGGUGGAAGAACACUGCUUCCACAUCCAAGUAUCCAGUCUCAAGUUUAUAGUGUGCCACUUUCAACCACUCUGCCAUCAACAAAAUCAUCAUUUACAUCAUCUUUGUCAUCAGCAGCUGGGUCAUCAUCAGUAACAUUUGCUCCAGGGAUGCCUCAGUCAUCAUCAUCAUCUUCACUUGCGUCAUCUUCACCACUUUAUCAGUUAUUGUCAAUGCCACCAUCAAAACCAUCAUGUGUGCAACCACCACAAUCAUUAUCAUCACAUCCCCACAGCAUUCAUAUCUUGACUCAUCCCUUGCAACCACACUCCAAAAAACUCUUAAACAAACAAUAG
Molecule: messenger RNA, 2751 nt
Organism: Actinia tenebrosa (Australian red waratah sea anemone)
Lineage: Eukaryota; Metazoa; Cnidaria; Anthozoa; Actiniaria; Actiniidae
Product: serine-rich adhesin for platelets-like
Source: RefSeq, a predicted model, not a curated record